Messenger RNA from Ostrinia nubilalis (European corn borer), 2775 nucleotides. RefSeq names its product S-adenosylmethionine synthase (gene Sam-S). The coding region runs from base 395 to 1609 and encodes 404 amino acids. The record is from RefSeq and is a predicted model, not a curated record. The transcript has 11 exons. Gene Ontology annotation, molecular function: methionine adenosyltransferase activity; ATP binding. NCBI's taxonomy places the organism in Eukaryota, Metazoa, Arthropoda, Insecta, Lepidoptera, Crambidae. Gene Ontology annotation, cellular component: cytosol. Gene Ontology annotation, biological process: S-adenosylmethionine biosynthetic process.
GCAUCUCAAUUCUCAGUUUAUCCCGAGCAACAGCAACCGCUGAAUGUGCAGUGCAACUUUGAAAUCCUUUUCAUAAGUGCGGAACAGUGGACAUAAGUGAUAGUGAAAAUAUAGCUAGAUAACUUGAAUUAAUACUUAAUUUGAGUUAAAAACAGAAGCAUACGAGUGUGUAAAGGUACAACAAAAUCAAAACAUACGAUUUUGACCAAUAGCUGUGCUCGAAUUGGAUAGGGGCUGAAGUCAACCUCGCUUCCGAUUGGCUAAUAUCCACAGUUUUGCGACGUCUCUCCAACCUUAUAAAUAUCAGCGCAAACUCACGCCGGACCUCUUUUCCACAGUGUUAAUUCAGGGGGACUCUUACCGGGUUAUUUUAGUGAGCUAACUCUAAUUCAGAAUGCCGGAGACAUCAAAAAUGAAUGGAUAUGCUAAAACAAAUGGACACAGUUUUGACAUGGAAGAUGGAUCAGUGUUUCUGUUCACAUCUGAAUCAGUCGGCGAGGGACAUCCAGACAAAAUGUGCGAUCAAAUUAGUGAUGCUAUUCUCGACGCACAUCUGAGACAGGAUCCCGACGCUAAAGUUGCAUGCGAAACCGUCACAAAGACUGGCAUGGUCUUACUAUGCGGUGAAAUUACCUCAAAAGCCAAUGUUGACUACCAGAAGGUUGUGAGGGAUACAGUAAAGCACAUCGGAUAUGAUGACUCUUCUAAAGGUUUUGAUUGGCGUACACUAAACUUAUUAGUGGCAAUUGAAGAACAAAGUCCAAACAUAGCUGACGGGGUGUAUCAGGCCCGUGAAGAACUAGAUAUUGGGGCCGGAGAUCAGGGUUUGAUGUUUGGCUAUGCCACUGAUGAAACAGAAGAAUGCAUGCCCCUGACAGUGGUCCUAGCACACAGACUAAACCAGAAAAUUGCUGAACUCAGGCGAAAUGGUGAAUUCUGGUGGGCCCGUCCAGACUCCAAGACUCAGGUCACAUGCGAAUAUAACUUUGUUGGUGGCGCCACCGUGCCACAAAGGGUACACACAGUUGUGGUUUCUCUUCAGCACUCUGAGAAGAUCACACUGGAGACAUUGCGCGAAGAAAUCAAAGAAAAAGUAAUCAAGGAGGUGAUUCCCGCACAGUAUCUGGAUGACAAAACUGUGAUCCACAUCAAUCCAUGUGGACUCUUCAUUAUUGGUGGACCUCAGUCCGACGCGGGCCUGACAGGCCGCAAGAUCAUCGUCGACACAUACGGCGGGUGGGGCGCGCACGGCGGUGGCGCCUUCUCGGGCAAAGACUUCACGAAGGUGGACCGCUCCGCCGCCUACGCCGCGCGCUGGGUCGCCAAGUCGCUCGUCAAGGCCGGCCUCUGCCGCCGCUGCAUGGUUCAGGUGUCAUACGCUAUCGGCGUCGCCGAGCCGCUGUCGAUCUCCGUGUUCGACUACGGCACAUCCCACAAGAGGCAGAAAGAGCUCCUCGCCAUCGUAAAGAAGAACUUCGACCUGCGGCCGGGCAAAAUCGUCAAGGAACUGAAUCUGCGAGCGCCCAUCUAUCAGAAGACGAGUACAUACGGCCACUUCGGGCGCGAGGGCUUCCCAUGGGAGAACCCCAAGCCGCUGGUCGUAGAAUGACUUCGGACUUCGUAUACUUAGAACAUUGUAAAUAUUCCACCAGUAUGUUAUAAAUAAUACACUUAAUCUACGUGUGUCUUUGUAGCGAGGGCGCGAGAUGUUGUCGCUGACUGUACACGAUAAAUGUUUUCGCCGCGCGAAUCUCGCCCGUGGAACUGCCGCGUCUCGCCUCCACAUGACAUUCGCCCGGUUGCAUCCGCGAGAUUCACCGUAAUCGUUAAGUAUUCACUAGUUUAGACACGUAGGUUUAACACGGUGCCGUCAUUUCUGAAUUUGAGUUAGUUCAGGGGUUCAAACGGCAGUCCGAUCGUUCGAGAGCACCAUUUUAAGCGAUGAAUUUUGUGAUUUUAUUACACUGCCUGUACAAUUUUAUUUUUUUAAACCUGUAUGAAUUUUUAUCCAGUGAGCUAGAUUGCAAUUAUGUUGAAAGUUCUAUUUUACGCGAAUCACUUAAACGAUGGACUGUCCUCAAUCUCGAAAUGUUCUUUGAGCUUUAUGAUGUAAGUGCUAUGAUUUGCGGUAGAGUAGACUACUUCCUCGGUCGCGUCACAGUGCAGCGAGCGCGCGCGGCGGCGGCCGGCUGCCGCGUGCAGUGCUGGUCACUGCGUGUGUGCAGUGCUGAACAUUACAGCGCUGCACACUGUCACUGUGCAGCGUCGCCGCGCGUCCUCGCUCACUGCAAAUGUGCGGCGCGCAGGGGCGGGGCUUAAAUGAUUUUGCUUCCUAUUUUAGUUGUGAUAAUAAGUGUCAGUUAACUGCCUCGUACGUUGUAAAAUAAUGCGUUAGUAAAUUUAUCUCCACCGCGCCCCCCGCGCGUCUCGAUUUGUGUUGUGUUUCUGAAAAGGAAGCUAGUGGAAAAGAGCCAUUUUGAAAACACACCGACCCGUCCGCGGGAGUAGUGCACUGUGCAUUUAAUCCGUUUUAAUGAUACUGUAAUUCCGCCGGUAGGUUUAACGCUAACCGUACGUUAUGACAUUAGGGAUUAACUUAGAGUUUUAUCUAUUUGUAAGGCGGUCAUUGAGUACUUUGUGAUUAUAUUUUUCGAUCUGUUUCAAUUUCGACCUGUUAAAAGUUUCUAAUUGACUUCUGUGGAUUUAUCGAUUUGUCAGAUUGUGUAAUUUUAAACUAAUAAAUUAUGUUCCUGACGCAAGUCGGGAGUAAAAGAA